This is a messenger RNA of Letharia lupina, 1647 nucleotides long. RefSeq lists its product as uncharacterized. Bases 1 to 1647 code for a protein of 548 amino acids. NCBI's taxonomy places the organism in Eukaryota, Fungi, Ascomycota, Lecanoromycetes, Lecanorales, Parmeliaceae. The record is from RefSeq and is a predicted model, not a curated record. Gene Ontology annotation, molecular function: protein binding. The transcript is spliced from 3 exons.
AUGGUGGAGGUCAUAAGGGUACCCAGUGAUCAGCCUACUAGCUUUUUUGAAGCUUUGAAGAAAAAGUAUGCCUCUGCCAGUGCAGAAGAAAUCACGGCAACGGCAAAUGAAAUCCACAUCAGUGGCAAAACCGUGGAGGAGGUCGGCUUCGAAAAGAUCCGACGGCAGCUUGCAAAGGUGCAAGAACUUCGUAUUGUGGUGUUGGACGGUGCAUGUAUUGCUGCCGUUGACAGCGAUCUCGAGAAACAGAAUUUGAAGAUCAUCGAGCUUGACCUGAGCAGGAAUCUGCUCGAAAGUUGGUACGAAGUCACUGCUAUCUGCAGUUCUCUCCAUUGUUUGCAAAGCCUUAGACUCGAGUACGUCCCCACGACAUAUCUAUAUAUCUCUAGCAUCUCUGCUCACCUCGAGUCCUACAGUGGUAAUACAUUGAGCCGGCCCCAGGACCCAUUCAAUAGUGACGAAUCACAUGGGUCCUAUGGACAACUCAAAGAGCUGAGCCUUAACAACCUUGGCUUCUUGCCAGAAACAGCGACUGGAGAAAUUGGCAACCUCUCAUGGGAAUUUAUCAAAAAGUUCACGGCCGUAUUCCCCUCGCUGACGACCCUUUCUCUCGCCUCCAAUAACCUCACCGACAUCACGUUGCCCCUUACGACCCCACUUCUCACGAAAUUAGACCUUUCUUCCAACGCGUUCACCACCCUCGAGCACAUCCGCCCACUAACAGCACUUCCCAAUCUCCAAACCCUCUCCCUCCGAGCAAAUCCCCUCACAUCGCUCUCUUCACCACCAGAUAUGGGCAUCCUCUUCCCAAAGCUCAAGCAUCUGGAUCUAAUAUCGACAGUUCUUCCCACUCUUUCCUCUCUCAAUCCAAUCCCCGUGUCAUUCCCAGGACUUACAUCACUCCUUACAAACCACACACCACUGAUCACCUAUCCUUCCGCGUCACUCCAUACAAUCGCCCGCCUUGCGACACUUACCGAGCUCAAUUACUCACAGAUCACCCCCCCGGAAAGACAGAAUGCGGAGCUCUACUACCUCAGCCAAGUAUCGAAGCAGCUCGCUGCCGUCACUGACAAUGUCAAGGAGCGCGAGGUACUGGAGGAGCACCCACGAUGGAAGGAGCUGUGCGAUAUCCACGGCGAGCCGACCAUCAUCAGAACGAACGAUGCCGACGCGGCCGACGCAGGAACACUGGCAGCACGAGUGACGGAAUUCGUAUUCCAAAUCAGCAAACAAGACCUGCAAAGAGCGCGAAAGCACGCUCAGAGCAUAGACGGCCAUUCAGGCGAGAAUACCGCGAAGAAUGACCCCGGCCACGAUGCUCCCAUCGUCGAAAAGACGAAACUCAUCCCCCGCACCGUAGACGUCUACCGCCUCAAAGGCAUCGUAGGCCAACUCUUCAGCAUCAGACCCAUGUCGGUGAAGCUGAUUUGGGAGACGGAGGAGUGGGAUCCUGUGGGUGAGGGGGACGGGGGGUGGAGUGUCAGUGAGGACGAGUCCGACGAGGAAAGCCGGUUGGAAAGGAAGGACAAGAGGAGAGAGAAGGAAAUGUGGAAGAGGAGGGAGAUGGAGCUGGUGGAUGGGACGAGGGAGGUGGGGUUCUUUGUCGAGGGGAAGCGUGCUAGGGUGAGGGUUGAGUCGCGCUGA